Messenger RNA from Stylophora pistillata, 1011 nucleotides. Its product is annotated as histamine H2 receptor-like. NCBI's taxonomy places the organism in Eukaryota, Metazoa, Cnidaria, Anthozoa, Scleractinia, Pocilloporidae. Gene Ontology annotation, molecular function: neurotransmitter receptor activity; G protein-coupled serotonin receptor activity. Gene Ontology annotation, biological process: G protein-coupled receptor signaling pathway, coupled to cyclic nucleotide second messenger; chemical synaptic transmission. The record is from RefSeq and is a predicted model, not a curated record. Gene Ontology annotation, cellular component: plasma membrane; dendrite.
AUGAAUGAUAGUUACCCCGACGCUCGGCUCAAUAGUACAGCGUCGAUCGUUCUAUCACUGUGGCUUUCCUUGGGCAGUUUUGUAGCUGUAACUGGAAAUGCAGUUGUGUUGUGGUUGUUCUUCAAAAACAAGUCUCUACGAACAGUUUCUAACCGAUUUUUAGUCUCCUUGUCAAUAGCAGACUUUUUGGUUGGACUUGUGAUAGACCCUGUAUGGAUCGUCAUCAGAUGUUUUAUUCAGCCGCCAAUUCACACAGUUUUGGACUACUUUAUUUUACUGUUAUGGGUUCACACAACCACCGCCACUACUUUCAACAUUUGCUGUGUUUCCGUCGACCGGUUUAUCGCGAUUCGGUUUCCUUUCCGUUAUCAGGAGAUUGUAACCAAGAAAAGGUGUUACACACUGAUUAUUUUGGUAUGGUUAUUUUCAAUGGGUCUUCCUUUCUCGACGUUAACGUUGUCGUUACAUAAGUUGCAACAAAACUUUUUAAUAAUGUGGUUUUCUUUAACUUUUAUUACGUUUGUUUUUCCUUUAUUGAUAGUCUCAAUUUCGUACAUUUAUAUUUUCAAAUUAGCAAAAGAACAAUUUAAAAGAAUAUUAGUAGAGGAAAAUCCACGAAACUACGACGAAAAUAUCAAAGUUCGUACAAUGCAAAAUUUUAAAGCUUUAAAAACAGUCGGUUUUGUUUUGGGUGCUUGCAUAAUCACAUGGAUGCCUAGUUUAGUUCUAAUGGUAUUUGACUGUUAUUAUGCCAUAGUAGAUAACAGGGGUAAAAUAUUUACAUCGGUUCGUGUUGUAUGGCCUUGGGUUGAGACACUUGCUUUUACCUCUUCAAUUGUCAAUCCUUUUAUAUAUUGCUUUCGAAAUGAAGGGUUUUAUCAAACAUUUCGUCGCUACUUUCGUUGGUUUCCCUGUGGAACCACAAAGGAAAGCCUACCAGAAACCGGACUUAAACCAGAUCGGCAACUUAUGGUAAGAAAUGACUUGAGAUGCAGAGAUAUAGCAAUUUAA